AUGGCGGAAACACACGAUGCAUCGACAACACUUGAUGAUAUAAUCAACGAAUUAAAGCUAACAUAUGAUGCAUCCAAUGGUUUAUUGGAUGGUGAUUCAAUUCGAAGCAUUCCCAAUGUAAACACGUUGACUAAUUUGAACAAGUUGUUCAGUAACUUAAAGAAGCAAUUGUGUCAGCUAGAGCAAAACGAUGAAGAAGUAUUACAAAAGAUUGAGGUAAGUCAAGGCGGAGGAGAUGAUUCGAAGAAACGUUCCCGUGGAGUACUAGAGGACAUCCAAGACAAUGAUGACGUGAAGAAAAGAAGACUAGAUACUACAGCCGAUGGUGAAGGUGCCCCUGAUACAUCAGAAGGAAAAGAAAGAUUAAAUCUGAAGGAUGAUCCAGUGCCCCCUGUCCAAUCUGGGUCCUUUUCCCAUGAUAACGACACAAGGCUCAAAAAUCCAAAAUCAGAGUACGUGGAGCCACAGGUGCUAUCGACAGAGGCAAUUUCUGCCCUCGGCCUAUAUUCUGAAGAUAAUCACGGUUUGGAAACUCAUGGUAAGGAGUACUUGAAAAAAAAGUAUGGAGUGGCGUCUUACCCAGAAAAUGAUCUACAAGAUUUAUUACCUGGCAAAAUACCGGAUAUAGAUUUCUCCAAAAACAAGCCACCAACAAAUCAGGUCCAAUUCAGUACAUUUCAAUCUUACAUCGAAUCAUACUUUCGUCCAUUUACUAAUGAGGAUUUGAGGUUCCUUGAAGAAAGAAAUAUAAUACCACCAGGGUUUGAAAAGUCCGGUUACGACCCUGACGUGUCACCAUUUAUCAUUCCAAGGUUGGGUAGAUUCUAUGCAGAUGUAUGGGCCGAAGAGGAUUCUACUUUAGCUGCCAAGCUUAACUCUCCCGCACUUCAUGCUAAUCAGUCAGAUGGAUAUAAAGCAAAAGGAUCUAUAAAUUUACUAAGUGAUGAUAAACUUUACACCGAGGAGGUUUCUUGUGGCCCUUUAUCGAGCAGAUUACUAUCAGCAAUACUAAGCAAUCAUGAGGUGGAAAAUGAAGAUGAUGCCGAUGGAGGAAAAGAUGGUGGCGCACAAGGAGUGAAAAAUGAGAAUGGUACUGAUCGUUCCAGCAAUUUACUUGCUCAAGACGAAGUUGCUACCCAAUUGAAUAGUAAUGAAGAUUAUAGAAUAACAACCGAUGCAAACGAUUACCAGUCGAUCGAAGAUAGACUCAAGCGGGAACUCAAGUAUAUUGGUAUAUUUAUGAAUCUACCUACCAAAGAUGAUGGUAAAGCUAAGGCAAAUAAGUUAACUGGACGAAUUCCGAAAAAACUGUCGAUAAGUAUAGUUGACAGUGACGAGUGGAUACGAAAUAAAGAGGAUGACGAAGUUUGUGCUGAGAUUAGGUCAUUGCAAAAUGAAUUAAGAGAGGUAACGAGUAGGAAUAGAGCCAACAAGAGGAAAUUGAUUCCAAUCAUUCAAGACAACAUUGCAUAUCAAGAAUAUUCCACCAUUUUGGAGGACCUAGAUAAACAAGUUGACCUGGCGUUCAUGAAACGAUCAAAGGGCAAAAGUAAAAAGAAAAAAAUAGAUGCAAAUGCACCACAACAACAAGCCGUGAAUAGUGGACUUAGAGCACUUUUGGAGAAACGAAGGAGAUGGAUAGACUCCAUUGGUAAACUAUUUCCACCACCAGAGGUUAUGAAACGAGAACCAACCGAACUGAUACUUGUCAAAGAAGGCAUCGUCGAUACCGAGUUGAACGAUGAGGAGGGUGAUAAUGCCAGUUCCAAUGCAGUAGAUUUAAUCACACAAUAG
Molecule: messenger RNA, 1794 nt
Organism: Lodderomyces orthopsilosis Co 90-125
Lineage: Eukaryota; Fungi; Ascomycota; Pichiomycetes; Serinales; Debaryomycetaceae
Gene: NGG1
Product: histone acetyltransferase
Exons: 1
Coding region: 1-1794 (597 amino acids)
Biological process (GO): regulation of transcription by RNA polymerase II
Cellular component (GO): SAGA complex
Molecular function (GO): transcription coactivator activity
Source: RefSeq, a predicted model, not a curated record